AUGGCGGAGCUCACCUGCCUUGCGGCCGAGUGUCAGUACAGGACAGCCAGCUGCGUCACUGGCUCUGUGGUCCAGGCCUACAGGGAAGCCUCGGCCGAACUGCGAUGGCAGGCAGAGGGCCCUGGUGAGCACCGAGAACAUUCUGCAUUCCAGGCUGAGGAGGGACGUCGCACUCCGAGCGUGGUUCCUAAACCAGAUGCGAUUUCCCACAUCCCUGGUGUGGGCUCCAGAGCACGUUUUGAGCUGCACACCACUGCCAGGAGAAGCCACCCAAGGAUGGUGACACCUUCCGAUGCCAUCGUGGUGGUUUUUGUGCUUAAAAUGGCUGCUGUGUUUCCUGUACAAGGCGCCCAGCCCAGCCAUGAGAGUGCGGAGACAGGGAACAAUACAGGGGCUGCAGAGAGACCAGGCCUGUGGGCCAGGGGCGACCUGGAGGUGGGAGGCAGCAGUGCCGGCAGAGCCGAGGGCCUGUGUGCUAAGGAGCCAGCUGUGCCAAAGAUGUGGAGGCAGCAGGCAGAAAGGGCAGGGAGUGAGGCCCAGCUGGCUGACAAGGGGAAGCAGAGGGAAUCGGGCAUGGUCUGGACAGGCAGAUGCCCACUGUGCCCGGGACCACAGGCACCGAGCACCCCUUUGGCCCUGAACACCCGGGGGCAGGACCCACGGCCCGGGAGCCCCACGCUGCUCAGCAAGAGGCCAGCUCCCCGCAGGCUGCCGCCUCGUACGCGGGAGCCAGGGCAGUGCUGGGGCCCGGCUGGCCCUGUACCUGCGGUCACGCACCCGGGUGCCCCCAGCAGGCCCCUCCCUGCACUGGCGUCUGGGACCCUGCAGGGGUGUGCGGACCAACUGUCCCUCUCCCUCAGCCCCUGUGCCUCGGCGGAGCCCAGCGGCAUCCAGCCUGCGGACGGUCCGGAGGCUGCGGCCGAGCCCAACGGGCACCAUGUAGAUGAGCCAGCGACCUGUCCUAAGCGGGAAACCCGACUUCCUUCCAAGUUCCAGCCCCUGCAGACAUCCGCGAUGGAGACCUCUCGCUCCCCUUCUCCUCAGUUUGCCCCCCAGAAGCUGACGGACAAACCUCCCCUCCUCAUCCAGGAUGACAGCCCCACAAGCCACAGAGCAGAGGAUGGAGUGAGACUACAUUCUGAGAACUUGCCAAAGGCAGGCUACGAAGAGCAGAUCGCAGUUCCAUCCAGGUCACCCAGGCGACGGAAACAUGCAGGCCCAAAUGUGACGUCUCAGCAGCCUCUUCCUACUUUUUUAGGGGUAAAGUGAAGGAAAACUUGGAAAUAAAAUGAAAUAGCAAAGAGAAAAAAUGCAGUAAUUUGAGUAGUGAGAAAGCUUUAUUUGAAAGUAAGUACUUAAAGGAAAGUGCGGGCGGCCUCCGAGAGGAGGUGGCGCCGAAAGUUUGUGGAUUCUCUUUUAAGGUUUUCAAGAAUAGGGCAAAGGGCAGAGGGGGGUUUUAUGGGCAUAGGCUCGACAUGUAGUCUCAACAUGCUUUACUGGUGAGAGACCCCAA
Molecule: messenger RNA, 1513 nt
Organism: Manis pentadactyla (Chinese pangolin)
Lineage: Eukaryota; Metazoa; Chordata; Mammalia; Pholidota; Manidae
Product: protein Shroom2-like
Exons: 7
Coding region: 1-1269 (422 amino acids)
Source: RefSeq, a predicted model, not a curated record